Messenger RNA from Alternaria rosae, 2751 nucleotides. RefSeq lists its product as uncharacterized. The record is from RefSeq and is a predicted model, not a curated record. The transcript is spliced from 3 exons. The coding region runs from base 147 to 2651 and encodes 834 amino acids. NCBI's taxonomy places the organism in Eukaryota, Fungi, Ascomycota, Dothideomycetes, Pleosporales, Pleosporaceae.
CUGGUGGACUACACCAUCAUGGCUGAGCUAAAGGAUGCCAGAUGCCUUAGCGAAGCGCGUGAACACAAUCUUCUGCCGCCUUAGCCGUCAUUCUCUAUCCUGCCUGACCGCAUACACAAUGUCGCUCUGUAACACCUCGCACAUCCAUGGAGCCUCUGAUGGCUGUGUCACUGGCUUCAGCUGUCAUACAAUUGAUUGACGUUUCGACGAAAGUGAUCCAAAAGGACAAAGUGGGCAAAACAUACAAACCCACCGGCACCACCCUAGGAGAGGCUACACUGCUCGAUGACGCCAUCGCUAAUCUCGGCGACUUAUUACAACAACUUGAAAAGGCACGGCGAGUAUACUACAAGUCACACAUAUCUCCUGAUCAGGAAAUUGCAGAUGCGCAACUGAUUGCACUGGCGAAAGAUGGUGGGGGCAGGGCAAGGCUCUUACAGGCCACACUGGAUCAGGCGAAGCGCAACAACGACGUGGACGAGCGGACAGUACUAGCACAAGGACUACGCAGCGUUCUGAACUUGUACUACAGUCAGAAGACGAUAUGUGAUCUUGCGGAUAAACUUGGCUCUAUUCGUAAGCAAGUAGAUGUCGCUCUGCUCGCCUCGCUCCGACAGCAUGCGGUUCGACGGCAUUCAGUUCAUUCAGAGAAAACACAGAUUCCGGCGGACGGAACUACAGGACCCGACAUACUCCUACUCCGGUCUAUCGCGCAUCACGAUUGGAAAACUACGGAAACGGUCGAUGUCUCGGCAUUUUCAAAUGAAUUCGAGAAAUCCGUCGUAAGCAAUGAUAUGGAACGCCGUUUUGCCAGCUUGACGUUGGCGCGCUUGUAUUUCACUGGUCUGCACGAUCGAUACAAGGCGAUUGCUAUUGCACACCCAGGGACCUCGGAAUGGAUAUUCGAUGCAAGUCCCGAUCAGUCCGCUACUGGUGACUUCGACUCCUUUCCUCGGUGGCUCACUGCAACAGGUUGCAGUAAUACGUAUUGGAUCAGUAGCAAGCCGGGUACUGGGAAGAGUACGCUGAUGAAAUUCGUGUCUAGUCACCGUUGCACCACCGCUCACCUGCGCGCCUGGGCCAAGGGAACGAUACUCAUCAAAGGGAGCUUUUUCUUCUCUAGUCUGGGCAACGACAUGCAAAAAUCGCGUAGCGGGCUUCUACGAACCUUGAUCCACUCUGCGCUCAAAGGCAACACGGAGACGCUGGUCCAGGUAUUUCAUCACCGCUGGCAACAAUUCCUUGCUUCUGGUGGAGGUAGACAACCUUUUACAUGGCUUGAGUUGCGUCAGGCCUUCUUCGCAAUGAUCUCAACGCCUAGCAAAUCAAGAUCGUUCUUCUUCACUAUCGAUGGCCUAGACGAACUCGAAGGUGGCCUGAAAGACAUUCUUCAAUUGAUCAAAGACAUAGCCAAAUAUCCACAUGUCAAGGUCUGUAUUGCCAGCCGAUCGUCACCAGAGCUUCUUCGCGCUUUUGCAGGUCAGCCUUGUCUACGCCUUGAACUCUUGAAUCGCCAGGAUAUCUACAAUUACGUCGCGGCCUCACUGUCAGGGUCGCAAGUAUACGACAAGCUCAGCAAAACGGAUCUCAGUCGCGCUACUGAACUGGUCAAAGGUAUAGCUAAGAAGGCAGCUGGUGUCUUUCUCUGGGCAUACAUCGUGGCGCAGUUGUUGCUUGAUGAUCUGUCGCCUACAGCCCGCAUAGGCAGUCUCAUUGCUCGGCUCGAGACAGUACCAUCUGGACUAGAGCAACUAUUCACCAAACUUCUCGGGCGUCUGGACACGGAGCAUCUGAAGCACGCGUCGGAACUUCUCCGUUUGAUGACGAUAAAACCGCGGCCUCUUCUGCUCGAGCUAUGGUUUGCGGAUGGCAACAAUGAUGACGCGACAUUGAGGAACGAGGCCCGACCGCUGUCAGACAAUGAGAUAUUCGAGCGUCUCGAAAUGAUGAAUCGUCGGCUCAUUUCUCGAAGCAGAGGCUUUCUAGAGACAGAGAGCCAGAGCAGAAGUUCAAGAGCUGGACUUUCGAAGGUAUCUCAUGUUAUCUGGACGCACCGGAUAGCCAAAGACUUUGUUCGAUCCCAACGAACAUGGAACAUCAUACUCGACAACACCGGACAUGAUGCAUUCGAUCCUGAAUGGCACUGGGCCAACGGUCAACUAGGUCUAUUUAAGACCGUCGUCGAGACCAUCAGCACCAAGACCUCCCAAUUCCUAUCUUGCGUCGACUACGCACUGCGGCUAGAACAGCGGCUCAACAUUUGCCCAGUCAAGUUUCUAGACGAAGUCGGACGUACUGCGGGGAUCUAUCCGGCUGUAUACGACGAUAUCGUGCCCCGGAAACUCAAAGGAACUGUCAAAAGUUUUUUUGAAUUUGCCGUGCUUUUCAACCUUGCCAGCUACGUUCGUAUCACAGGACUCACGCUACCAAGAGAGAACCUAUUAUAUGCUUCUCGCUUGCUAGGCGGGCUCGAUGCAAAAAAGUGGGAAGUAUUUAUACAGCGUUUUGAAAACCCAGGAAUCUGGAAUGAUGAGUUUGAGGAGAGAAAAAGAGAGAUGCAUCAGGCGAUAGACAUCUUGCUUGAUCGCGGAGGUGGUACAUCAAGGUGGCGAAGAGCGAGGAAGAGACUAUCUGGGCAGAAGAAGACAUGAGUCGUUAUGUGUCGCGUUCGGAUCACCUUCUUGAAAACGACGGGGCAAAUACUACUGGCGCGAUCGUGUUACAUCAUUCAUAAUAUGAGUCGGGAUUGCU